Messenger RNA from Plasmopara halstedii, 840 nucleotides. RefSeq names its product eukaryotic translation initiation factor x-chromosomal. The transcript is spliced from 5 exons. Gene Ontology annotation, cellular component: cytoplasm. Gene Ontology annotation, molecular function: RNA binding; translation initiation factor activity. The record is from RefSeq and is a predicted model, not a curated record. Bases 1 to 840 code for a protein of 279 amino acids. Lineage: Eukaryota; Oomycota; Peronosporomycetes; Peronosporales; Peronosporaceae. Gene Ontology annotation, biological process: translational initiation.
AUGCCGAAGAACAAGGGAAAGGGAGGAAAGAAUCGCCGCCGCGGUAAAAAUGAUAAUGAGGAAAACAAGCGCGAUCUUGAAUUUAAGGAGGAUGGCCAGGAAUAUGCACAAGUGGUACGGAUGCUAGGUAAUGGACGUUUAGAGGCCUACUGUUUCGACGGUGUAACGCGUUUAGGCCACAUUCGAGGCAAAAUGCGUAAGAAAGUGUGGGUUGGCGCGGGAGACAUCAUUCUUGUGAGUCUACGCGAGUACCAGGACGGAAAGGUGGACGUUAUUCAUAAAUACAAUGCCGACGAGGCUCGCAGUCUCAAGGCCUACGGUGAACUUCCCGACAACGCACGCAUUAAUGAAACAGCGGUUGACAUGGCAAUGGAGGGCGACGAACAGCAUUGGUUCCUUACGAUUGUGGAGAUGUCCGCGACUCAAAUUAUGAAAGAUAUGCCGAAGUUGUUGACGGAAGUACCACGAUCACUUGUGCCUGUAAAGCCUAUCCGUAAAAAAAUUGCCGAAAGCGACUCACAAAUUCGAUAUCAAAUGAAAGUUAAUGCACAACUAAAUGAUGCGAACGAAAAUGCCAUGGAAAUGGCUACAAGUCCGCGGGUGAGGAUGCGCUUAUCGAGUGCAAAGGAAAGCGCCGGCAUUUACAGUAUGGUUUGUGAACAAAGCGAAGUUGUUCAGUGGAUGACUGCAUGUCAUCCAGACCUGACAGCAUUUGGGGUGGAUCUCGAGCAACGUGGGUACCAUACACUUAGCAGCAUUGCAUUUCUCACUGAAGAAGACAUUGACGGCGCAUUUUUCACAAGCUCUUCAGCAAUGAUGUAUGGCGACUUUGACAAAUAA